Molecule: messenger RNA, 14999 nt
Organism: Xyrichtys novacula (pearly razorfish)
Lineage: Eukaryota; Metazoa; Chordata; Actinopteri; Labriformes; Labridae
Source: the annotation of a GenBank genome assembly
CUCCUACUCUUCUUCUGCGUUUCCUCCACGACAGACAUAUCAGUGUGUGUGUUAGUACUCUUCCAUGCCAUUGACAGUCUUGUGUGUGUACAGCUACUAUAGCUUACACUUACUUUUACACGAAAUUGAUGAGGCUGGUUGCCCCCUCUAUUCGGACUAAGCUACACGUUAGCGGCCGGUAGCGAACGUUGCCUGUAAGUUGACGACCUCUUUAUUCAAACUUGACAUGCUUUGCUAACGUGAACUCAUCCAGCUGAUGAAGGUAGACAGACAAAGCCUCUCCGGGUUAACUUUUACGGACUCCAAGUGAGUCAGCGGUUGCUUUGUCAAAUGUUUCGGGAUCUGGUGAUGGUUUCCCAUUAUCUGUUUGGCUAAGUGAUCGUCGCCCGUCGAGCUGUUAAAGCUGAAGUAUUCAAGUGGCCUCAGUCAACCUGGAUCAGUCUGGAUGAAAUGUCCUCUUGUAUCAGUCAUGCUGUGUUUAGGUGUUUUAGAGCACACAGAGCAUCGUAAGAACUUCCAGUUAGUUUGUGUUUUUUUUUUAGUAAAGUCCCCUAGUUUAAAAAGUAAAGUCCCCUCGUCACUAAAAUAUAAUUUGUGGUAUUGUACGGUAUUGUCUCGGUUCUCUCUCUCUCUCUCUCUCUCUCUCUCUCUCUCUCUCUCUCUCUGUGCCAUUGUCAGAGAUGAGAAAAGUAAAAGUACUUGUGAAAAAAAACUGUUUGGUAAGUAAAAGUAUUCAUUUAACUAAUUACUCAAGUAAAAAGUACAGGCUCUGAAAUGUACUUAAAAGUAAAAAGUACUUUUACCAGAUUCUUCUUUCUGUAAACAAUAGAUGCAUUCAGAGCAUUCUCUUCUCUUCUUCAUUCCUUGUGUUGCCUUCUCCACUUUGUUCUUCACUGUGCCACCAGACAUGACAACAACUCCUUGGUUGAAGGUGAUGCACAAGAGUUUUAAAUCCUGGCUGUUUGACUCCACUCAGAGGUUGCAGACCUUGAAUAACAAAGUUGAUAAUGUGAUAAUGGCAUCAUCCACUCUUCUCUGUGACACCCUCUCAGUAUCCUUCAGUUUAAGCUGCUUGGCAGAAGGAGCAGAAGGACCUUCCUCUGGCUCCAAUGAUUGUCUCUUGAGAGUAGUGAGCUUCAUGUAUUUCUCUAGCUGAUGUUAAAGCUUUCUCUAGAAGUGACAAAGAAUGGUCACUUCACAUGACCACUUGCCAGUUUGUAUGGCGAGUAGUCAUGUGAAAUGCAACGCUUGAAAGAUGAGAGUGGUCUUGCUGAAAAAGGAAUUUGUUUGGAUGGGAGUUUAUGAUGUUGAAACCUUGACAGAUGAAGGUCAGACUUGCCUCACAAGAACUUGUUGUCCUUAAAGAUCACUUCACUGAUGGGAAGACUGAGCAAGGGAGGGUUUUAACCAGAAUAUGAUGGAUAGUUAUCACCAACCCUUACUAUUUCUACAAACUGUCUCUUUAAAUACAUGGUACACACUAAGGUGAUAGGAGAUCUCAUAAAAGGUCAGAUUUAUGUGUUUAAAGUUUGUUUUCUGGAGACCAAGCAGCCAAGUAAGCACAAAAGUACUCAGUGACAGAAAGGCAAGUAAGUCUGUUGUUGGUGAACGAUGAACAGCAAAUGCUUUGCUCAUACAUGGUCAUGAAAUGGUGAAUCUCUUUAUCAGAAUCUGAUCAGUCUCUUUCAUCACAUUUUGUGGUUGGUCAGCUUUUUCUUUGUGAACUAAAUGUGCCUCACUUGAAAACUUGCCAUCUCCUCUUUUCCCUCAGGUGUCACUCAUUGUCUCUAGAAAUCACCAUACUACAAGCUUGUGAUGUAGUUAUUGCACUGUAGGACAUCAUUCCUUAACCACAGCCAUGGAUGAGGACACUCAAACCUUGAAGCCCAGACAGAUCCAGAAUCAAAAUGUUGUCCAUCGUCUCGAGAGGCGAAGGAUCUGUUCAGGGCGACCUGGGGCUCACUGGUACAGAGUGCGUUGUUUCCAUCAGAACCUUUUCCCCAACUUCACUGUGGUCAAUGUGGAAAAGCCCCCCUGCUUCCUGAGAAAAUUCUCACCAGAUGGACGUUGUUUCAUUGCCUUUUCCUCUGAUCAGACAUCUCUGGAGGUAAGAAGAAAAAAGAGCCUGACUAUUUUUAUUUCCUCUAUCUUUUCUCUUAUAUUUUUUAUCCACCUUCUUCUUAACCUUAGUGAUGCUCUGUAUGAAUUGUGGGUAUGUCCUUUGGGCUGUUCUGCGCCUGAACACAAAACUGGUAUUUUCCAUAGCAACAGGAUGCUUAUCCUGAUUAUUUGGGUAAUUUGGAAAUAAAAAAGGGAGCAUCAUCUCUUUACACCUCAGGAGGAAUAAUGUGAUCAUUCAUCUGCCUUCUACUGCCAAGGAGUGAGAGGAUAAUAUGAAGAAAUGUCCUUGGACAACUCACAUUGGCGUAUUUAGCUUCUUUAUUUUGUUGCUACAGACAGCGAAGUAAUGAGUAACCUAAAAAGCUCUGCUGCAUAUCAGCACUCAAAGCACUUAUAGAAGUCCACCCUAUUACAUCAAUAUCACUGGAUUGUUUUAAUACAGUUCGUAAUCAAUUUAUCAUCCUCACAGCCGUAACUUAAUUUGUUAUAGUGUUGCUUAGGUUCCACACAGAUAGUAGCAUAUAUUGCUGACAAAUGACAAUCUAUCCAUGAGUAGAACGAUUAUCCUGACAUCCUCCUAUCACCUAAAAUCACUCUGUUCCUGAUACCAGCCAUGCUCCUUCUGGUCUCCUCGACUGUAGGAAGGUAAUAGAACUUGAUCGCUUUUUGUCUUGGGCUCAUGUUCAGACCACGGAAACGAGAUUUCAUCUAGUCUGAGUUUUGUGGACCGGAACAACACAACCAUAAAUGAAGUGGACUGUGUUAUAAAAAAAAAAAGACUAUCCAAGGUUACGCACCAUUGUAAACCACAGGGAAAUCCUUAAAGGGAUAUUCCGGUGUAAAAUUAAGUUGGGGUCAAACACAUCGUAACACUGAGUCAGACAACCCGUUGAGAGAUGAAUGUUGCUGACUGCUUGCUUCUCUACUUAUACCAACUUUACUAACGACUGCACAAUAGCAAAACACAGUGGUCCCGGGUGCUGUUCUGAGCAUUAUUAGUGGCUAUGGAGUUGUUUUUUGGUUGAGCUUGUGCUUCCUGAGACCGCUGUGUAUUGCUAUCUGCGGUCGUUACUAAAGUUACACAACAUACCUUUUUUUUUUUUUUCCAAAUGUUUCAAAUCUUCUAAUCCCAGGCUUCUUCUUUCUGCAGAUAUAUGAAUAUCAGGGCUGCCAAGCUGCUCAGGACUUGUUAAGAGGCCAAGAGGGAGAGACUCUGCUGACCGCCAAUGACCAGCGCUCACUCAAUAUCAGGGGCCGCCUCUUUGAGCGCUUUUUCUCCUUACUCCAUGUUACCAAUGUGGCAUCAAAUGGAGAACAUCUCAACCGGGAGUGCAGCCUUUUCACAGAUGACUGCCGCUACGUUAUUGUUGGCUCAGCUGUGUAUGUCCCAGAAGAGCCGCCGCCUUACUUCUUCGAGGUACUGACAAAGUGGAACUUGCUGUCAAUUCGUAAUUAAAAUCAGAUUUAUUUUAACUUCCAUUUAUUAUAAUUGUACCUCCAGAGUGUUAGGCUGCCCCAUAUUCCAUUUCCCACCAGGUGUAUCGGAAUAACGAAUCUGUCACUCCGAACCCCCGGUCGCCUUUAGAAGACUACUCUCUGCACAUCAUUGACCUCCACACUGGCAGGCUGUGUGACACCAGGUCUUUUAAGUGUGACAAGAUCAUCCUGUCCCACAACCAAGGCCUCUACCUGUACAGAAACAUCCUGGCUGUGCUGUCAGUCCAGCAACAGACCAUACAUGUGUUUCAGGUAAAGCUCUUACUGUGAAAAUCUGUAUCUUUUACAGAACUCAAUUCCAUUGAAGUUGGGAAAUUGUGAUAAACGUAAAUAACAGAAUACAAUGAUUUGCAAAUCCUUUCGACCUAUGUUUAACUGAAUACACUACAAAGACAAGAUAUUUAAUGUUCAAACUCAUAAACUUUAUUAUUUUUUUUGCAAAUAAGAAUUUUCUCAGAAUUUCAUGGCUGCGACACGUGCCAAAGUAGUUUGGACAGGGGCAUGUUUACCACUUUGUUACAUCACGUUUCCUUUUAACAACACUCAAUAAACGUGCUGCUUAUGUGCUGUGAUUUCUCCAGACUCUCUGAACCUUUUGAUGAUAUUAUGGACCAUAGAUGUUGAAAUCCCUAAAUUCCUUGCUAUUGUACUUUGAGAAACAUUCUUAAACUCUUCGACUAUUUGCUCACACAGUUGUUCACAAAGUGGUUAAACUCGUCCCAUCCUUGCUUGUGAAUGACUGAGAAUUUUUGGGGAAGCUGCUUUUAUACCCAAUCAUGGCACCCACUUAUUCCCAAUUAGCCUGCUUACCUAUGGGAUGUUCCAAAUAGGUGUUUGAUGAGCAUUCCUCAGAUUUCUCAGUAUUUUUUGCUACCGUUCCUGACUUCUUUGUCACAUGUUGCUGCCAUGAAAUUCUGAGUUAAUUAUUAUUUGCAAAAAAAUAAAGUUUAUGAGUUUGAACAUUAAAUAUCUUGUCUUUGUCGUGUAUUCAAUUGAAUAUAGGUUGAAAAUGAUUUGCAAACCAUGAUAUUCUGUUUUUAUUUAUUUUUAUCACAAUUUCCCAACUUCAAUGAAAUUGGGUUUUGUAAUUAAGGGUUCAGGCUUGGAGUUUUUUAAAGGGAUAUUUCAGUGUUUUUGAUGUAAGGUUGUUUGAGUUAUGUAUCACAAGUCACAAUUAAGGCUGGUCUGCUAGACUUGAGCAAAUGAUGAGUGCUUUGGUCAGCGUCUCUCAAAAUGACCCAAACUUUAGUGGCAGUCCGCCAGAACUGCUGAAAAUGUCUGCAACAUAUCUAGUGUCCUGUUUCUGCAAGCAGUUUCUCAGUAAAGGGGCCGAACUGACCAACAUCCAUUGUGGCUAGUACACUUUCUUGUGAUGUGUAAUACAGCCUCAUGUCUAGUAACAUUAUUGAACAAGAACAUUGGUUAAAACCAUGAAUUUUCAUAGUUGCUUGUCACUAACAACAGCCCUUUGUGUGCCUGUGCUGUUUCUUAAUGUGUGUUCUAAAACUUAGCAGGUCUAAAUCAAACAUCCGGACAGGAUUUGCUUGAACAUAAUUAGCUUAUCGCAAAAAACUAGUAGAGCAAUGUUACUGUGGCUGUGUGCAGCAAAUGCAUCAUUAUCCUCAGGGUCAAUCAAUCAAAUAAAUUUUAUUUAUAUAGCGCCAAUUCACAACAGUUGUCAUCCCGAGACGCUUGCCUAAGACAGGUCUAGACCACGCUCAUUGUUUGAUGAGUUAUCAAGUCCCAACCUUAAGAUGAGACAGAUUUGACCCGUCUCAUCUAACAUGAGUGACAGUGGCAAGGAAAAACUUAUUUUUAACAGGCAGAAACCUUGGGAAGGACCAGACUCAUGUUAGACAGCCACCAAGCCGCUGCUGGGUUAGGGAGAAAUACAGAGAGAUAGGGAGGGAGAGAGAGAGAGGAGUAGGAGAGAGGGCAGAGGGAGGGAAAGAGAACAAAGGAGAAGGAGAUAGAGAGAACGAGUAAGAGAGAGGGAGGGAGAGAGAAAAGAGAACGAGGGUGAGAGAGAGAGACAAGGGUCAGUAGCAACAUUAAAACAACAGCAACAACAACAGCUCAUGCAGAGUUGUGGUUGUAGAGCGAGUAAUGAUGAAACUAUGGAUUCAAGGUCAAAUCGUUGUCUCAGUACCGUGACGCUUUCUUUUUAGCUGUCCCAGCUUAAUUAAGACAAAAUCAUUUUGUGCUCUUCGGAAGUCAGUACCUUUUACCUUUGCUUCGAAACAAAGACGGUUUUCCAUGAAAGAUCAGAAUACCUUCUUAAAGUUGAGCCCAUCAAAGGCUGUACUUGGGUUGAUUAUUAAGUAAAAAGGCCAGGUAGCUUACUAGAGAUUUAACAGUGGCCUUUUGAAAACAUCCCACAAUUCAAAAAGAAGCCUUGAAAUCAUGCUAGCUUUGCUUAAUUUACCUACAGCACAUAUAACCACACCGUUACAUACGAUCGAGACCUGCCCUGCUGCUUUUUCUACUUAAACUUGAAACUCCUCAUCAACUGAAAUAAAUGGAUGUUGUGCUCACACUAAUUCUUGACAAACUAAAACUUACCGACAAACUAAGUCAUCCUCAGAAACGGCGAAGGAGGUUGCACUCCCAUUAAGAUAAGAUUACCAACAACUGAGGCAGAGUUAAAGAGUCCUCAAGAAAACUGUUGAUGUCAGCAGAGAGACAAUCAACAAAAAACUAUAAGACAGUUAAGAAUAAUUGUUUUGGCAAAUAUUCAAUCCUGUUGAAUUUGACGCCUUCUUGCUUGUUCACAUACUUGCUUGUGAAUGGGAUUUGAUUCACAUUCAAGGACGGGGCGAGGUUCACAACUUUGAACAACUGUGCAAGCAAGUAAUCCAACAGGUCAAGAAAGAAAUGUGCGGCACAUUACAAAGCACAAAAUAGGACAAAGGGGACCCUAGACUGUCAAGCAACUGAAGUUUCACAUGAAGUAAGAAUGGAAAAGCUUAAUCAAUUUAUGGAAGAUGUUGCAGGCUUUCAAUUCAAGAUGAGUGAAUAUUUUCAGAAAACAGUGAAGAAUCUUGUCAUCAUCAUGUAUUCAAAUGAAUAACGGUCAAAGAUUAGCAAAUCGUUGUAUUUCACGUUUUAUACAGCAUCUUCAGUUGGACUGGGCUUCGUAAUAACUCAAUCUGUGGUGUUAUCGUAACCAUCAGUGAAAAAGGAUUACCAGAGGUGUCAUCUUCUCCUUUUCACAGGUCACUGCAGAGGGAACGUUUCUUGAUGUAAGAACUAUUGGGCGGUUUUGUUAUGAGGAUGACCUGCUGACUCUCUCAGCAGUUUACACUGAGGCUCAGGCUGAGAGUCAAUCAGGCUUCCCUCGCCUGUACACCGACAAAACCAUCAACUCCCUCAAGCAUAGACUUUUGGUCUACCUCUGGAAGAGGGCUGAACAGGAAGGAGGAGCCACUGCAAAAAGGAGGUACACAGCAUCACUGUCAAGCAUUCAGUUUGCUCUUUUGUAAAUGGGAACAUACUUCAGGGCUAAAAUUUCUUCUCAGGCUUCUGUGUUUUUUCAUUUCGUUAUUUGCCCUCCACUCUGCUCCUCUGAUAAUGCAGUUUUUAUACUUACCUUAAUGGACAUCAACAGAAUUUAUCACUGAUAUCACACAUUCAGCAUUUUCCUUUAAUAGGUUCCAGGAGAUUGUGUCCAACAUAUACAGCCACAAAAACAAAGUGUUCUGCAAAACUUACUUUUUGCUUAAGUUUAAUUCAAAUAGAUAACUUUGAUAUAAUCUUUAUUCAUUGAAUUUUGAGAAAAUAUAUCAAUAUUGAUUGGUGUUAUUUUGGUGAUUCGGUGGUCUUGACAGUGCCCCAUAGACUCUCUGUGUGGCUCAGUAAGGCAAACUUCCUGACCAGUCAAAUGCAGUCAUAUGAUGGCCAGCAGACCACUUGGUAGUCGUGCUGGCAUUGUGAACCAGUACAAAUCAGCUGAUAAAGGUUUACUGCCCUCAGUGAACAGCCAAACCUUUUAGCAAUCACCCUUUGUGGCUCACCCUUCCUGAGGGGGGUUUUGUCAAAGUCAGGAGGAGCAGUCUUUGAACUUUUUUUUAGAUGUUCCAACUUGUUGAUUCUCUCUUUUAACAUUUUGUGCUGCCAUUUAGGCUCGUGCACCCUUUUACGGGCAGAGAUCCAAAUCAAGACCACGAGGUUUACGGGGUUUAUCAGGAGCUACUGAAAGCACCUGUGAUCUCCCUCAGCUGGUAGCACUUGACUGAGGCUGGAAGGCUAUUCAAGUGCAUCUCAGUGAAUGAGAAUAUCAUCAAAAAGUUGAUGUAUUUCACUUAAGUUCAAAAAGUGAAACUCGUAUAUAUUAUAUGAGUUCAUCACACUCAGACUGGUAGAUUUCAAGUGUUGAUUUCUUUUCAUUUCAAUGAUUCUGAUCCAGAGCUAAUCAAAACCCAACAUUCAGUAUCUCAGAAAUUUACAAUAGUACAUCAAACCAAUUUAAAAAAAGGGAUUGAAAACAGAGAAAAGAUGGACUACGGAAAAGAAUGAACAUGUAUAGCCGGCAGCAAUGUGACAUGGCAUGGAUGCGAUCAAUCUGUGACACUGCUGAGGUGUAAUAAACGCCCGCCCAGGUUGCUCUACGAGCAGCCUUCAGCUCUUCUGUGCUGCUGGGUCUGGUGUUCAUGGUAAGAGGAUACCUUUUGCAGCAUGUGUAAACCAGAGCCCUAAACUUAACCUCUGCUUCACCACAGCAGGAUUGCAGAGUCAGUGGAAACCGGGGUUUUGGCUGAGCAUACUUUGCUAAUCCGUUAAUCUGGUGUCUUUGAACACGGCAAAACAGCAACAGGUGCUCAUAAUGAUAUUUAAAAAGAGUAUUGAGUGAUUUAGCAGAAUAAGGAACUGAUAGUAUUAUUUCUCAAAGUUCCUGUUGGCUCACUGCUGUAAGGGAAAAUUCAUCUUCUACUUCAGGCCCUGAUUCCGAAGUUAUGAUUUUCAUGAGUUAUUCACUCAGUGAUCCAUUGAAUUUACUUAGCUCUCGAUUUUUUUUUUCAUCAGAUUUUUCCAGUUUUUUGAUCAACUGAGGAGGUUGAGGAUGUGGAAGAUGCAGCUUUUGGAUGAGCAUCACCUUUUUAUCAAAUACACCAGCGAAGACGUGGUCACACUCAGAGUUACUGACCCAUCACAGGUGAAAAACACACUCACACACACACCUAAAUGUUCUCCUUAACAUACUGGUAUGUCUGUGUUAGAGAUAAAUCAAUCAGCUGAUUUAGGCUGAUGUCACAGUCAUCUUUUCAAAAUGAGGAUGUGAUUUUUUUUUUUCUUGUUGUUGAUAUCAAGUCUGAAACAGUCAUUGGCUGGCUUUAAAUGUAAUUUCUGUGAUGAUGUUUAGAACAAUGCAGUUUAAUAUUGCAUAUGUAUAAUGCCUAAUGUGUUUCAUUGAUUCAUUAACCAAAACACGUGACUGGCUAAGACAACCGUGCAACUGAAAAACUGAUUGAUGCAUGAAUUUCUUUUGUUUUUUUUCAACCCAAGUAUUAAACACCUUCUAAUGUUUUACUUUCACUUUGUUCUUUGAUUAUCAGUCUCGGUUUUUAUGGCCAUCAGCCACAAAAACAAAAAAAUGGUGUUGGACAAGCACAAGUCUGUUCUAUGUACAGUCUGUGUUUUAUUGGGGGUCAGCAACUCAGUAGCACAGUAAUUUUGUUCAUUAAUAUAAACACUUUGUCUGUUUUUGUAAGCCUGUGUUUUAUUUUUUCAACCCUUCACCCCCUCUCUUCCUACCACAGCCGUCGUUUUUCGUUGUGUACAACAUGGUUUCAACGGAAGUGCUUGCUGUCUUUGAGAACACCUCUGACCAGCUGCUGGAGCUGUUUGAGAAUUUCUGCGACUUGUUCAGGAACGCUACGCUGCACAGUCAGGCUGUCCAGUUCCCUUGCUCCGCUUCAUCCAACAACUAUGCACGGCAGGUUCAGAGAAGGUACAGAUAAGAAAAAUCUCCUUCGUUCCUCAUAAAAUGUACAAGGAAACUGUUACAGGUAGUACUGAUACAGGUACUGGGUUGGGAAGGAGAUUAGCAACAGUUGCCUGGAGGACAAGGAGGGGUGUAGAACUAGAUGUGGUUAAAAAAGAGAUCCCUUCAGGUACGGUGGCUGUACGAGGUGUACGAGAUUUGUUGGUUGUAUUUGUCUGUGUGGUUGACAAAAUCUUUAAAGGCAGAGAGGGAGGACUAGAGAGAGGUGGGGAUUUUGAAGUGGACGAUUGAGCAUGCAAAAGAGUUGAGAGCUUGAUUAAGGAACGGUAAAACUGAAUUGCUAAACCUUUUCAAGAAUAACUAAGUGUUUUCCUACCGAGUUCAAGCAUUUGUGGCACAUCAUAGGAGUAUAUACGUUUUCUUGACUAAGUUUUCAUGCUGCAACCAGUGGGCUGAAAAGAAGAAGGCAAGUUAGCUUUUGUCAAAAAUAGCAUUAUUUAUUUCUUUUUUUUUAAGUUAUAAUUGGGCUUUUUUAUCUUCUUAUCAGUAGAACAGCUGAAGAGAGACUGGAAAUGUGUGGAGUCACGAGUGAAGGAAGACGUACUGCAACCACUGUGAUAAAAUCUGAAGUCUGUCUCUGGGCUGCGCAUAAACCAUGAACUCCCAAAAUAUUACAAUACCUGUGAUGGCUUCAUGGCCUGAUAAACAUUUAUUUCUCUCAACAGGUCAUUUUUCAAAACAGGAUUCUGAGUCAAUUAAAAAAAAACAGUUUUAGUUUUUCAGAUAAUGUGAACUCUUUAUUGUUGCUGUUCCCAUUUUUGCCUGACAUGGUUUUCCAAAUACUCAUUUUCAUUUCAUAAGGUGCUUAGUGAAAAGGUGACAAGUCAGGGCUGCAGGCAGACUAGUUUAACUCCCAGACUCUUCUACUGCAUGCCCAUGCUGUUCCAGUCUGUGCAGCAUGGGGUUUGUCUUUGUCUUGCUGACAUACUGAAGGUCUUUCCUAUCAGAGUGGCGGUACAUGUUGCUCCAAAACAUGUACAUACUGUUCAGCAGAAAAGUGCCUUUACACAUGUAACAUGUGAAAACUAACCAUGCCAUGAGCACUUAGGCAUCCACAUAUAACAUCCUCAAUGCUAGCUUUUGAUCUGGGGGCCUCUUUUCUUCAGAGCAUGGACCUAUGGGCCAAAAGGUCACAGUCAUCCACUUUAAGAUUUUUGGGUGAUCCUUUUUGUAAAGAGAUUUUGUGAGAUUAUCUGAAUCUUUUCACAUUCUUAGUCAUUUUAAUGUAGAGGAACAUGACUUUGGAAGAACUCAAUGAUUUGUUCGAUGGUCAUACAGUCUCUCUAAAAGUAAAAGUUACUCCUGAAACACUCGUCGUCAGAAUGGCCUUAAUACUCACUCAUGCUAUUAACCAAAUUAACCCAUUUAGUUGAGAAAUAUUCCUAUAUAUCAUCUAUCCUGUAUACAUUUCUCAUGAAACAAAACAAUUAUCCAGCUUCACUGUUGGAGUCCCUGCUGUAACUUUAUUUUCCAUUGAAUAUAAAUACAGAAUUGAAGAGUUCAAAACCCUCACACUUUGUAGUCAGAGACAAUUUUUAUAGGAAGUCCUGGAACUGGAGUCCCAGAAUUGUAACAAAGUACUUAUUCAUUGAUGAAGACUCAAAUGUUUAAGAUUUUAGUAAGAAGGACUUUAUUGAUCCCCAAAGGGAAAUUCAUCAUUUCAUAUUUUAUUCUAUUUAUAUCAUAAUAACUUUUAGAUUUUCAAUGUUCAUGAAAAUGAUAUCAAUCAAUAUCUGUGCCUCAGGUUCAAGGACACGAUUGUUAAUGCAAAAUAUGGUGGACACACCGAGGCAGUGCGACGGCUACUGGGCCAGCUGCCAAUAAGUGCCCAGUCCUACAGCAGCAGUCCUUACCUGGAUCUCUCCCUCUUCAGUUAUGAUGACAAGUGGGUGUCGGUGAUGGAGAGGCCAAAGACGUGUGGAGACCACCCCAUCAGGUACAGACUUGUGUCUUUGUUAUAGAUGAAUCUUUAGCAUCUCUAUUAAUGAUGUAUCAGAAUCACAUCGUCAAAAAAACUCCACAAACAAAAUCUCUAAACGGGUCAAGUUUUAUCCAUUGGAUCAUUUUGGAAGGAAAUGGCCCACAGUCAAUCUUUCCCUCACAUGGAUUUGAACUUUUGACAGAGUAGAUAAAACAAUUAAAGGUAGGGUAGGCAGGAUCUGAGGAAGUGCCAGUUUUGUGGCGAAAUCUUGAACGUAAACUCUACCCCUCCCAACCAGUUUUCCCCUCAGCUCCUCCUCUCCCCUCCCUCUCUGCUCCAGCAAGCCCCGCCCACAAACAGAUGCUCCUGCUCGCUCGUAUCGUUCCAAUUAAAUUCAAGAUAUAAUACAGAUAAAUACUUAAUAUGAUUACAAAUGAGGCCCAGUCAGUGUGAAAGUAAACAGCAUUGGGUGCUACUGUAGAUGCCGACAGACUACCAGCAAACACAAUGUUUGCAGGACUUCUACAACUAGGAUAAAGUGACAAACUCUAGGACCCAAGGGAAACAGUGUAGCGACGCUACAACAUGCAGCAGGUCCCAUUUGACAAGAAACACUUCUGUUACAGACACUUGGCUUACUUUGUGAAAGCGGUUUACCUGUCCAACAGAAAGGUUACAGGGUCCAUAAGAUCCGGGAGCGUCCCCCAUCGUUUAUGCUAGCUUCAUUGAUGUUGACCCAGCUUUUUAGCUCUUGUCCUGUCUACCUCCUUUUUCAGCGCUUGUUAUUCCACCAGAGUCUCCGGUUUUUACUCCCUCGUGCCUCACACCAUAAGGGAGUUUACAGUCAGCAAGAGCAGAGCGCUCUGAAAUUUUAAAAUGUUGACUUCUCAGACAUAACAAAACACAGCGAAACUGUGAUAUUCCCAAAUGUCAUCAAUAACUAAUAGCUAUUGACUGAUAUUAAAAACUUGUAUUAAAAGCACUGUAUAUACACCAAAAAAAAGAUGCUUCUUGAAUGGAUUCCUGCGUACCCCACCUUUAACAUAUUGGGCUCUAUUUUUAUGCCUCGCUGGAAAUGUUUCCGCAGGGGCGGAGUAAGUCAGGUCCACCGCGCCGACAAGGCGUUCCCAAGCACAAUUCGGUAUUUUGGUGAGCGGCACAGCCCGGUGUCAGUAUACCCCCUCCCUAACUUAGCUCCUCCCAGCGGCGUAAGUCGUAGCGAGGGAGGAGAGAGGGCGUGGAGUGGGUUUAACACAGCUGAGACCUGUAUUGACCAAUAACAUCAGCUCCUCUCCUCGCCUUUAAAUCCGCCACCGGCAAGGCAUAUUACAAUUUUCGUGAAGUAGUCAAAGAGAUCAAGAGAUGUCUUAAGACAGUAAUGCCACACGAUGGUGACAGAAGGCAGCUCCUCAACAAGUGUUGCUGUAAACGCUGCAGAGGGCGUCCUCCACACACUCUCAUAGAAGCACAGAUGGAUUUGGUGUGUGUAAUGUUGGACCCACUGGUAAGACAAACACCCUUUUCCACAAAUAAAGGCACUCACACAAAGUUGCACAUAUUUAAACCUCACGUGACAAAGGUGGGUUGUGUGUACAGAUCACAACAUAAAUUCCAAUAAUGGCAUUAAAACCGGAACCAUCUGUGCGUAAAGGACGCAUCGCACUCUGUGGCGUGGCUCUUUCUUUCAUAGAUGUUGGCAUAUAAAAUAAAUUUGGCUCACAAAACUGAAUAUUAUAAUAUUCGUAUGUAGGCUUAAAGUAAAUAACUCAUCUGAGCACUGAAACAAAUCAUCUGUUCAGCCGCCACAGCAGCAGCUGCAGCAGGACAGGGAGAGGACACGGAGACAUGUCCAGGCCGAGCUGCGCGAAAAAUAAAAAGGAGGAAGAAGAAGAAGAAAGAAACGGAGGGAGACGAAUUAAAUAUCUUGUUAACUUCAUCAUGUGCGUCUAUUCACUAGAUAUUUAAUUUAAUUUAAUUUGAUGCGGCUUCAGCUGUGUUGAUUCGGUCAGGAUGUGUGUGCAAACGCGUGCCAAACUUGCUCAUCAGAUCAGAUAUAGAUCAGAAUAUUUCUAUAUAGAUUCUUAAUGUAUGUGCUGACUCAGAUUAUUAGUUGUUGAUGAUUAUUUAUUGCACUGAAAUGUGCCUGACACUGUGGAAACCUGCCGGUGAGGCAUCAGUGACGUAUGCCGGUAUGCCACUGGUCUACCAAAAUACUACUAGACCAGCUGCGCUCCGCCUGCGCUGAAAGCUGACCAGGUUUGAAUUGGCGAGCUUUCAGCACACUUUAUACGCCACCGGCAAGCACGAAAAUGUCACUGCGCCAGCUGAUUCUUUCGACACCUCCCCCUGCCUCGCCACUACGCCCAGCUUGGCGGAUCUCAGUGCGCCUCAGUCUACAAAAAUUCCAAACUGGCUGUACGCCGGGCUCCACCAGACGAAAAUACCACUGCGCGGGGUCCGCCACCCUCCGCUGCCUCACCGGCGGACACGAAAAUAAAGCCCCUUGUGUCAAUGAUUAGUUAGCGACUGAAAAACUGCACGAAGUUUCGGCUCUGAAUGUAGUAGUUUGUCCACAGAAGGACAAAUCCUGUAUUUCCUGAAGUAGUUAUCAGGAAACAACAGACCAGACAAGGCUAACAUUUUAAAGAUCUCACUUUCUGUCUUUUCUUCUCAUCUCAAGGUUUUAUGCCCGGGACUCAGGCCUGUUGAAGUUUAAGAUCCAGGCAGGCCUAUUGGGACGGCCUGUAAAUCACGCUGUGCGCCGCCUGGUUGCUUUCACUUUCCACCCUUUUGAACCAUUUGCCAUCUCUGUACAGCGCACUAAUGCAGAGUACGUGGUCAACUUCCAUAUGAGGCACGUAUGUGCCUGAAUAGCUUCUACAGUGUGUAUGUGCGCAACUGGGACACUUAUUGAAGACCACAAGGCUGCUGUUAGCAGCUACCUAUGACAUAUCAACAAACCCUCCUCCUUUGGGAAACACUGAACAGUUUGAUCUGAUGGUCGCCCUCUCGCCUAAUGGGACCACAAUUCCUGUCUCUAUAUUUUACCCCUUGUGGAACCAGUGGACUCUUCUCCCUUUCAUACACAGUUGUCAAUCUACUCCUACUUCUCUGAGAGAGGACAGUAAUUCUGCCUCUUCUCUUCUUUUGCACUGCCUCACCUUUUCUUCCCCUUUCCUCUGCAGAGCAAAGAAGGACCUAUGGGGAGGAGAGGCUAGAAUAAGUGUGAACAGAGAUGUAGACAGUGACUGAUUAGCAGAGGUGGUAAAAACCAAAGCUGUUUUUGUUUCUUGCCAUGAUCUACGCAUUCACUCCUGAAUAUCUUAUCAAACAUGUUAGAUUUGAUGUCAUAUUUUUUUUCCAUAUGGGGAAGGAGGUAAUUUUUAUAUUUUGUUUUUACCCUUUUUCACAUCUGAUAUUGCUUGUGUAUAUUUAUGCCAAUAAAAUUGACCAAAUUUA